Prorocentrum cordatum is the source of this 300-nucleotide messenger RNA. The record is from the annotation of a GenBank genome assembly. Lineage: Eukaryota; Dinophyceae; Prorocentrales; Prorocentraceae.
AUGGGCAGACGCGGCCGAGCACGCGCGGUCCUAUGGCGGUCUUUGGCUGCGCGCCCCGCACCCGCGGGCCGUGGGGGCAGAGCGGCGGCAGACGGAGGCGGCAGUAGGCCGCAAGGGCGGCCACGAGAGAAGCCACGAGAAGGCAGGGAGGCACGCUGCGGUGCCCAGGGACGCGUCCUGGGAGGUACCCGUGCCGCGAAGCACGUCGGGACCGAAUCGUCGGAGGUCCAGGAAGGAGGGGGCCCGCCAGGCGCCCGUGCGCCUGGGCUGGACCGGACCAUCGCCUGGCUCCCGCCCCAG